Messenger RNA from Tachysurus vachellii, 3946 nucleotides. RefSeq names its product homer protein homolog 1 (gene homer1). The coding region runs from base 533 to 1606 and encodes 357 amino acids. Gene Ontology annotation, molecular function: G protein-coupled glutamate receptor binding. Gene Ontology annotation, biological process: G protein-coupled glutamate receptor signaling pathway; regulation of store-operated calcium entry. The transcript has 9 exons. Lineage: Eukaryota; Metazoa; Chordata; Actinopteri; Siluriformes; Bagridae. The record is from RefSeq and is a predicted model, not a curated record. Gene Ontology annotation, cellular component: postsynaptic density; cytoplasm; dendrite.
UAUGCGCUGCUUGGGGUUUUUUUCUCCACCGGAGAGCUGUAACCAGGCAACGAGGCGAACACAGGGCACCUCGACAAUAGUGUAAAUGGAUGAAUGAGCAUCCAAAGGUAUAUUUAUUUAUCCUUGUCCAGGAUGGACUGCGUGUAAUAACAGUGUGGAUGUGAACACUGGUCAUAUUUAUAGUGGCGUUUGGAGAUAAAGAGGAGUAAAAGGCAGCCGUCGCAAACGGGCAUUAAUGCUGGCCUUCUUCAUCUGAUCUCAGAGGGGUAUUUUAUUACUACUGUUAUAUUAUAUUAUAUUAUAUUAUAUAGAUUGUGUGCUGGCUGACAGUAGAGCGGUGAGAAUGCACAUUGCGAAAGAGAGCUCGCUUUCUCUCGCCAUCAUGCUCUCACACGUCUGGACGGAUUAGCGGUGAAGAUCAAAAGCCUCUCGGAGUUUUGCGGUGCUUUGCGUGUCAUGUCGGAGUGAAAGACACGCAAACGGACAGCCGACAAACUACAACAACCAGCUGCUUCCAGCUCAGUCUGACACAAUGGGAGAGCAGCCCAUCUUCAGCACCAGAGCCCACGUCUUCCAGAUCGACCCCAACACCAAAAAGAACUGGGUCCCUACCAGCAAGCACGCCGUCACCGUGUCCUACUUCUACGACAGCACUCGCAACGUCUACCGCAUCAUCAGCCUGGACGGAUCCAAGGCCAUCAUCAACAGCACCAUCACCCCCAACAUGACGUUCACUAAGACCUCGCAGAAAUUCGGCCAGUGGGCAGACAGCAGAGCCAACACCGUCUACGGCCUGGGCUUCUCGUCCGAGAGCCACCUAAGCAAAUUCGCAGAAAAAUUUGCAGAGUUUAAGGAAGCUGCACGGUUAGCAAAGGAGAAAUCUCAGGAGAAGAUGGAGCUGACCAGCACGCCCUCACAGGAAUCAGCUACAGGUGACCUGCAAUCACCUUUGACCCCCGAGAGCAUCAACGGGACGGACGACGAGCGGAUCCCACCCGACGCCUCUCAGAACUCUGAGCCGAGAGCCGAGACCAACGCGGUGCCCUUCCCACACAGCAGCUCGACUAACAUGAAUAAGCACUGGGAGGCCGAACUGGCGGCGCUGAAGAGCAACAACGCUAAGCUAACAGCAGCCCUUCUGGAGUCUACAGCCAACGUUAAACAGUGGAAACAGCAGCUAGCUGCUUAUCAAGAGGAGGCAGAGAGACUGCACAAAAGGGUGACAGAACUGGAGUGUGUCAGUGGGCAGACAACAGGGAUCAAAAACCAGAAAACAGAACUGAACCAGACGAUAGAGGAGCUGGAGGCAGCGCUGAAGGCCAAGGAGGAGGAGCUGGAACGACUAAAAGCAGAGGUUGAGAAAGCCAACGAUUUGCAGACACAGAAAGACACGGCCACUCAGAAACUUCAGGAAACGGAGACAAGGACGACAGAUCUGGAAGCUCAGCUAGCUGAGCUGGAGAAGCGUGUUGAAAGCAGUCAAACGGAACAGGAGACUUUUCGCAGAAACCUGCGUUCGCUUCUCGAGCUGCUCGACGGCAAGAUCUUCGAGCUGACUGAGCUGAGAGACAACCUGGCCAAACUGAUCGACGGAGGAAGCAGCUAGAGUCUGCAGGAGCACACUGCCCUCUGGUGGAGGAAAUACAUACACACACACACACACACACACACUCACACACACAUUCAUGCCAGCACAGCAAACUUCAUUAAACAUGCAUGCAAACAGACAGAUGGAUAAAAAUAUACAUGUUCUCACACAGGUGCACUUCCACAACCUGGUGCCUGCACACACACACACACACACACUCACACACACACACAUUAGGGAGGUUUUGACCUGCUUUUUUAAAAGAACAUUACACAUAUAAAAAGGGCAUCUCCAAUUAUUUUGUACCAUCACACCGGGGAGCUUUUCACACUGAGACGGCCGUCACUGUGUCUCGGUGAGAUCUUUUGUCCAACAUCCAUGUUUCUAGAUGUUAGAUGUGAGAGUUAUCACUGCCCCUAGUGGUCAAUAGCGGGAACUGCAACAAGUAUUAUUAGAGGCCUACUGGGGUGAGAAUCACACUGCCCCAUGCUCAUGAAGAGCAGCAUUGAUUAGGACCAUUUUAAAUACUCUCGAACUAAAGGAUCUUGAUUUGUAACAAGUAAUCUGAAUUAAAUCUACUCCCUUUAUGCUGUUUUUAGAUAGAUUAAUAAAAGCAUCGUAGAAGAUUUUUUGAGAACACAGUGUCUACUUUUUCCAGUGGCUGAAAUGUGUUGGAGUGCAAUUUUACAAAGCUACACCUCACAGAAGGGGCCGCUGGACCGUACGCUAUAUCAAUUCUAUAGAUUAUUGACUCUCCACUUUCUUAAAUUGCAGGAUUGCUCUAAAAAUUCACAUUAUAACAUCUCAUAGUGAGGACUGAAACUCACCCUGUACACUACAUUGUAUGUUAUUGUAUUGGCUUUAACUCUAAAGGGUAUUAUUGACUCACUGGAUCGUUGCUGUAACGAGGAUUUCUAAACCCCCAUCAGAGUUCAAGCUGUUUUCCUCCACCACAACUGGACCUGGAAUUUUUUCUUCAACGGGUGUCUUUAGAAAGUCGAGUGACUAAGUGAGAAUUGUGGAUUACGAUUACACAAUCAGAGACACGAACAAAUCGACAAAUAUCUGAAUUUAUUUUUUAUUCUUUUCCAUUAUUUAUAACAAAUCUGCCACCAUCAGCAAAGGAGAUUGAAUAUUCCCAGAUGUUGAAUAUUCAAGGUCCUUGUAUAUCUUGUCAAGCACCCACUUUGUGGUACCUCCAGAACCUGACGAGUCGACACGUCGCGUUUGUGGAUUUAACUCGAGCAGAAAAACCAUCCUUCCACUAUCAGAGCAAUACAAAAGGAAAAAAAUCCACAAACGUCUCACUUUCAGGUAUUCUACUUCCCUCUUAUUCGAAUGAGACGUUAUGAUGGAAACACACACACACACACACACACACACACACAAAUGGAACACUUUGCAGUGACUUUGAAGCAGUCUUUCAUUUCUACACAUUUUUCUAACAUAUAAAUAUUACUGAUUUAUAGUGCACUUGUGCAAAUGUGUAAACUGACCUGAGUAAACUUUUUUAUUAUUAUUAUUAUUAUUAUUAUUAUUAUUAUUAUUAUUAUUAUUAUUAUUAUUAUUAUUAUUAUUUAUGUAUUUAUUUUUGCAGCGAUAGACUUGAAUUGAUCAAAUUCUUUUGACCUUAUGAUUUACGAUAAUUUUAUUGUGUUCAGAGAAAUAUUCAGAAACGCUUCAUUAAUUUUCAGAAAGUGGUUUUAUUAUUUUUUUUUUUCACCUUUUUUGAAUUUUUCUUUUUCUUUUUUUUAUCGUGCGAGGCAAAAACAUAUUAUGGCUGUCUUUUUAUUAUGUGGAAAUCAAAUCUGGCAAUAUUUUUAAGCUAUUUAAGUAUUUAAAAGGUACACGAUAACACCGUCACCUAUUCCAAGCAGGUGUAUCUUUGAAGAAAGUUUUUCUUUUCUUUUUUUUUUCUUCUUUUGUUUUUGUGGCAAUCGAUGUUUUCCUGUACAGAUGAAAUUUCUCCAGUUGCCUUUGGUAUGAAAAAAAAGCAUCAUCGGUAGCUAAAGGUACUUUGGUGGACUUUCUUUUUGCCAAAAAAUCUGUGAUUAUGUACAAUAUAAGGACCGUCUCAUCGACAGUAAGCAGAAACCUGAAAAACACACUUUAAGGGCUUGUAUUUUACGGAAGGCUUCGACCGGGGAUGUGGGUUGUUUUUUAAUUAUUAUUAUUAUUAUUAUUAUUAUUAUUAUUAUUAUUAUUAUUAUUAUUAUUAUUAUUGAGCUGUUGAUAAUGAAUUAUUCUAUGGAAGGGGGUUGAAUAAUAAUUUUAGAUGUUGAUUACACCACAUGCUUAAACACAAUUGUACCACAAAGGUAUUUAUAGUAAAAUAAAAUAAUAAAAGUCUAUAUUCAA